UAAAAAAAUUGGUGCUCCCGUUUUCACUUUCACAAGAUUUUUUCGAAUUGCAAAACGAGAAAAUUUGACUUGCCGAAAUGAAAAGUAAAUGGCUUUUUCUAUAUUAAAUCGGAUCUUAUUUGCAAAAGGAAAAAAAAGUAGUUGACUUAUUGGUUUAUUGUCGUUCUUUUAAGACCUCUAGAAGAUCAAUUAGUCUUGUAAUUAUUUUUAAAACGAGUAAUUUCUGACCCCACCUCAAAUUUGGAUAUCAAAUUUUGCCGUCGGCAACAACAAUUUUCGUUUUGGUGAGCGACCGAUAGGUCCGACACCAUGAGUUAUCGCCUAAGCUGCCAUACUUUCGAUAGAAUGAAAAAGCAAGUUAAAAAUACUUGUAUAAUCAAACGGAUGGCGAUAAAUUUGUUGAAGUUGGGUAAAAUAUGUUUUUUAAAAAUUAAUUAAUUUAAUUUAAUUAGUUAUGUGCUAAAAGUGUAUAAAAAAAAUUGUUGGAAUAACCGGAAUGAAAUGCAUUAAAAAGGUGGCAUCCCCAUUUUUUGUGGGAAACAGCUGAUUGCCGUUCAACCGAAUUUUAAAAAUGUGAGUAAAAAAAGUUUAUUUUUAUAAAAAACAAAAAUACUAAUAUAUUGUUUGCAGGGGAAAACACAAAUCAACAUUCCAGGAUGAAGUCAUUCUUAAUUUUAUGCAGGACAAUGAAAGUAUGGCGCGUGGAUUCGCCAAAGGCGAUCGUGUGGCUGCAGAAGCUAAAUGGAGCGAGCUUGCCGGUGCAUUGAACGCAAUUGGACCUCCAAUUAAAGAUGUUGCGGGAUGGAAAAAGGUUUGGUGCGAUUGGAAGGCGAAUAUUCGCAAGAAAAUUGCCCAGAAUAAGGCAGAGGUCAGAGCUACGGGCGGGGGUCCUUACUGCCAGCAACCGCUGACAGCCAUGGAGAAGGACGUGGCAAAGCUCUGCGGGCUCUUUGAGAUGGUCGAUGGAGUUGGUGCUGUGGCAUAUGGAGCACCAACCACCAUAAUAGAAGAAGAGGUGGCUAAGGAGGAACCGAGCCGCAAGCGUCGCCGCACAGCUGCUGAGGUUCAUUUGCAGAGUCUGUGCGUAGCUCAAGUUGAGGAAAUGAAGUUAAUCAAUUCAACAAUGUCCAAGCAUUUCCAAAAAUGGUAA
This is a messenger RNA of Drosophila sulfurigaster albostrigata, 1150 nucleotides long. RefSeq lists its product as uncharacterized. The record is from RefSeq and is a predicted model, not a curated record. The coding region runs from base 677 to 1150 and encodes 157 amino acids. Gene Ontology annotation, cellular component: nucleus. Lineage: Eukaryota; Metazoa; Arthropoda; Insecta; Diptera; Drosophilidae. The transcript is spliced from 2 exons.